Dama dama (fallow deer) is the source of this 2138-nucleotide messenger RNA. It is a transcript of the gene SLC35D3, whose product is annotated as solute carrier family 35 member D3. Gene Ontology annotation, molecular function: antiporter activity. The transcript is spliced from 2 exons. Bases 33 to 1304 code for a protein of 423 amino acids. The record is from RefSeq and is a predicted model, not a curated record. Gene Ontology annotation, cellular component: Golgi apparatus. NCBI's taxonomy places the organism in Eukaryota, Metazoa, Chordata, Mammalia, Artiodactyla, Cervidae.
UAGCCACCGCCGGGUGCGGCGGGGCAGGCGCGAUGCGGCAGCUGUGCCGCCGGGGCCGCGUGCUGGGCAUCGCGGUGGCCAUCGCGCACGGGGUCUUCUCCGGCUCCCUCAACAUCCUGCUUAAGUUCCUCAUCAGCCGCUACCAGUUCUCCUUCUUGACCCUGGUGCAGUGCCUGACCAGCUCCACCGCGGCGCUGAGCCUGGAGCUGCUGCGGCGCCUGGGGUUCAUCGCGGUGCCCCCCUUCGGCCUGAACCUGGCUCGCUCCUUCGCGGGGGUCGCCGUGCUGUCGACGCUGCAGUCCAGCCUCACGCUGUGGUCCCUGCGCGGCCUCAGCCUACCCAUGUACGUGGUCUUCAAGCGCUGCCUGCCCCUGGUCACCAUGCUCAUCGGCGUCCUGGUGCUCAAGAACGGAGCGCCCUCGCCGGGAGUGCUCGCGGCCGUGCUCAUCACCACCUGCGGCGCGGCUCUGGCAGGAGCCGGUGACCUGACCGGCGACCCCAUCGGGUACGUCACCGGCGUGCUGGCGGUGCUGGUGCACGCCGCUUAUUUGGUGCUCAUCCAGAAGGCGAGCGCAGACACAGAGCACGGGCCGCUCACCGCGCAGUACGUCAUCGCCGUGUCCGCCACCCCGCUGCUGGUCGUCUUAUCCUUCGCCAGCACCGACUCGAUCCACGCCUGGACCUUCCCCGGCUGGAAGGACCCGGCCAUGGUGACCAUCUUCGUGGCGUGCAUCCUGAUCGGCUGUGCCAUGAACUUCACCACGCUGCACUGCACCUACAUCAACUCGGCGGUGACCACCAGCUUCGUGGGGGUGGUGAAGAGCAUCGCUACCAUCACGGUGGGUAUGGUGGCCUUCAGCGAUGUGGAGCCCACCUCUCUAUUCAUUGCCGGCGUCGUGGUGAACACCCUGGGCUCCAUCAUUUACUGUGUGGCCAAAUUUUUGGAAACUAGAAAGCAGAGCCACUAUGAGGACCUGGAGACUCAGCCAGGGGGAGAAGAGGCGCAGCCGAGUGGAGAUCAGCUGCCCUUCGUCAUGGAGGGGCUGCCCCCAGAGGGUGGAAGUGGCGGGUCAGUAGGUGGGAAGGCAGCAGGUGGCUCCACUCAGCGGGGUGGGCAAGAGGCUAGGGGCGGCCCCAGAGGGGUCUCGCUGUUGGCUAGGAGCUCGCAGAUCUCAGACAGCCCUGAAGAAGUGGGCAGGAGUUCAUUAAAGGAUGCUUACCUCGAAGUGUGGAGGUUAGUUAGGGGAGCCAAGUAUAUAAAGAAGGAUUAUUUGAUAGAAAAUGAGGAGUUACCCAGUCCCUGAAAAGGAAAUGCACGUAUGUAUAUAUGUACAUACACUUAUUUUAUAUGUGAAAGAUGACAUAUUUUAAUGAGGAGCCUCCCAGUUUCAUGCUUGGAGGAGUGGGGAAGGAGAGCAAAGAAAGAAGCUGAAACGCCUGACUGCAACAAAAUUAGUACCCGUGUGAAUUAUUUAGCCUGAGAAUACCAGAGGCAUCACAGAGGCAAAAGAAUGGGAAGGUGACUAACAAACUAAGGCAUGGUUUCAGCUGCAGACUCCUGGCACAUUUUUGGUCAUUAUGACCAUAACCAAAUAUCUGCAUAUAUGGAGAGUCCUUCAACCACCCCCUCCAAAGAUGGAGCAUAGAGAUGAUGGCAGCACUUAAUUAAGUUCAAAGAUUACAUGCAGGGGCACCUUUUUGAGGAUAGUUUGAACUAUAGUUUUUAUGGCCACUUUGGAAGAAUAUAUUAUUGAAAUGAUGUACUUAAAUACACUGAAUUGAUGUUUACUGUUUCAAGUCACCUGAAAUAUGUUUAUUCUAAUUUUUCUCACUUUGAAAAGAUAUAUAAGUGCUCUAGUGUUCUAUUGGUAGAAAAUGUUAAAACUAUUUUGAAACUGAAUUCUUAGCUUUAAUCAUGAAGUUUAAAGUUGGCUUUUAGUAAUUAAAAAUAUUUGAAAGGUUGUUUUAGUUCAUUGCUUUGUAAUAUUUGUUAUUGACUGCCAUAACCUUUUUAAAAAACAGUUUUACUGUGUCCAGUUUUCUUUCAAGCAAAUGCAAUGGCUGAUGUAUAAUUCAGUGUUAACUGAAACCCAAACAGAAAUGAGACCGUUCAGUUAAGCUAGGCCUUUCAAGUCGCA